UUGAAGCUUCAAAGUUGGAGAAAUAAUGGUGUGUUUUUGCUUCCUAGUGGAUCAAAAACGGCACGUAACGAGCAGCAAACCGGCUGCCGGAACGUGCUCGCGGUGUGGUGGUGGUGCUAGUGUUGCCGUUAUGAAGACAUCUACUAGAUUUUGCCAUGUUCCCUUUUAUUGGAAGUCUUGGAGAGCUGUUAUGUGUACUUUUUGUGGUUCAAUUCUCAAAUCUUACCAUUAAAACCAUCCUUUUGAUCCGGGUACGGUUAGAGAAUCUCUUAUAAAUAAGAAAAUAGAAAAAUUUUAUUAUUUUUGUAAAUGGCAAGAAUAAAAUUUUUGUUACUAUGAAGUUAUUUUUAUCAUUACACUAUAUAUUAUUCUUUUAUACUAUAUAUUAUUACACUUUUUACUAUAUAUUAUUAUAGAUGUAAUAUCAAAUAUUCUUUUAUCAUUACACUUUCUACCAUAUGAUGUAUUUUGUUAGAAACAAGUCAUGCCAAAAACUUUCCAUUAGAGGAGGUGAUGUUGUAGACAUAGCACAACAUAUUUGAUUGUACAUAUUUUUAAAAAAUAAAAGCUUUAAAUAUUACAUGAAACAUAAAUUUUAAGUGCGUUGAGACAUAGUAGGUUGUAAAAGUUUUUGAUAUGACAACAUAUCAUGUGAUCUUGAUGCUCAUCAUUAAUUUUAUGAAAACAAAGGUUUUAAACAUUUUUCUCAAUUUUUAUUUCUAUAUUUUUUUAAGUUAGA
Molecule: messenger RNA, 739 nt
Organism: Amaranthus tricolor (Joseph's coat)
Lineage: Eukaryota; Viridiplantae; Streptophyta; Magnoliopsida; Caryophyllales; Amaranthaceae
Exons: 1
Coding region: 26-232 (68 amino acids)
Source: RefSeq, a predicted model, not a curated record